This is a messenger RNA of Coffea eugenioides, 1377 nucleotides long. Its product is annotated as aspartic proteinase CDR1-like. Bases 1 to 1377 code for a protein of 458 amino acids. The transcript has a single exon. Lineage: Eukaryota; Viridiplantae; Streptophyta; Magnoliopsida; Gentianales; Rubiaceae. Gene Ontology annotation, cellular component: extracellular region. The record is from RefSeq and is a predicted model, not a curated record.
AUGGCUAGAAAUUGUCCAGUUUUUUCUUUGUUUUCUAAAUUAUCCCUUUUAGUCUUCAUCAAUUUGUGUCUUUAUUCCUUGAUUGAAGGAAAAACUGGUGGUUUUUCUACUCAUCUCAUACAUCGUGACUCUCCAAAAUCGCCCUUGUAUAAUCCCUCCAACUCCCACUUUGAAAGGCUUCAUGAAGCUUUUCAUCGUUCCUCUGCUCGAGCCGAGUAUUUCAAGAAAAGAAUCUCCCAUUCUCGUUCCAACAACCGUUUCUCACGUUCUUCUUCCAAUCCAUUCCGGUCCACCACCAUACCUGCUGAUGGCGAGUAUCUCAUGAAAGUAUCCAUCGGAACCCCUCCGGUUGAUCUCCUGGCCAUUGCUGACACAGGAAGCGAUAUGACGUGGAUAGAAUGCAAGCCCUGCAAUGGAUGCUUCAACCAACACUUCCCUCUUUUCGAUCCUAAUAAAACAAAAUCUUAUCGACAUUUAUUAUGCAACUCCUCGUUGUGUUGGGGACCUGGAGUUACUUGUGAACCUGAAAAUAAAUGUGGGUAUUCAGAAUUGUAUGCAGAUGGUUCUUCUAGUGAUGGGGAUCUUUCUACGGAAACUUUUACAUUCGAAUCAAGCUCUGGAAGAAAGUUAAGAAUCCCAAAUGUUGUUUUCGGUUGCACGCACAAGACUGGUGGCGGCUUCGGGGAAACUGCGUCCGGGAUUGUUGGACUAGGAGGUGGAGCAUUGUCGAUUAUCAGGCAAUGGACUGAAUCAAUUGGUGGUAAAUUUUCCUACUGUGUUGUUCCCAGAGAUUCAAACUCGUCGAGUACGAUCACUUUCGGUAGCAAUGCUGCUCUUUCAGGCAAUGGAGUAGUUUCAACUCCAUUGAUCCGGCAGUUUCCAGAUACGUACUACUAUGUAAAUUUAAUAGGCUUCAGCGUUGCAAAUAUGAGGAUUCCCUACAAGGAGAUAUCCAACCUAGGCAAUUCUUUCCCCAAUGAUACUGUGACCGGUAACAUCUUCAUUGAUUCUGGAACAAUGCUAACGUAUGUCCCUCUGGAGUUUUACCAAAAAUUGGAAUCAGAUAUUAUCAAAACAGCAAGGGGUACACGGGUUACUGAUCCGUCAGGCUUCUAUGGCCUCUGCUAUAAGGUUGAAAAACGUCUACAGAUUCCCAAAAUUGUUGCUCGCUUUGCUGGUGCUGAUAUACUUUUACCUCCAAAUGGUACAUUUCUUGAAGUCUAUGAUGGGGUGGUUUGUUUGGCUAUAGUUCCAGUGGAUCCAGCUGAUAACCUUGCAAUUUUUGGGAACCUGUUGCAGGUAAAUCAUCUUAUUGAAUAUGAUCUUGUAAACAAUAAGGUCUCCUUCUUGCCAAUUGACUGCACCAAAUAUAAGUAG